AUAAUUGUCCGCAUCCGAGACCGCCGUUGAAGUGCCGUAAGACCGGCGCCGCCCCCGAAGUUAUUUGUUUUUUAUUCUCUCCAUUGUCCGACUUGUGUCUUGUCGUUUUGUGGCAAGGUGUCGGAUGGCGGAUGUGACCUAAACCUCUUGUGGCUCAAACCAUCAUGACACGACCUAAGGUUGAUCCUGACAAGAGGCAACGCACUGCCCAGGCAUGUGAUUCAUGUAAGCGUAGGAAACAAAAGUGCAAUGGACUAAAACCAUGUAGCACCUGUCUGAAACGAAGCCUGGAUUGUUUGUACACGCCAACGAGCCUUGAAACCGGGUCACAGGAGCCUCUCGGGUCGCCGACCAAACGCCGACACAUUGAUAACUCUCCAAGGACGUUGAAAUCUACCCUUGAGCCUAACCAGGCUCUUGCGACACACGCUCCGUCUUUAGUUCCGUGGAAUCAGCCUACCGAUAGGUCAGCAAUGAACCUAGCGGAAGCCGAGCCUCCCGAGUCAAGCCAGAAGAAGCUUGCAGGGACGGGUCGCCAUUUUCUCGGCGGCAAUGAUCGCGAUUUUGACUCCCGCUCUCGGAUUAGCAAUGCUAGCGGGGCUGCGGAUGAAGCUGAGAUUGUGACCUUACCUAGGAUGCUGAUGGACACAACGGGAAGAUUGCGUAAGUCAGAAUACACAAAUCUAGGCACCUGCAGACAAACUGCAUGCCCCUACUUCUCCUCUCAAGUCAAAUCGUUAUAUUCCGUACUUUAUACCUCAAACACAUGCAUGAAGUAUGUCUAUCGAGAACAGCCGUGAAGGGUUAAUUAUAAAUACCCCUUUUUCAUACUUGGGCUCAAGUUUCAGAGGACUACCUGUCUAGGUAU
Molecule: messenger RNA, 868 nt
Organism: Annulohypoxylon maeteangense
Lineage: Eukaryota; Fungi; Ascomycota; Sordariomycetes; Xylariales; Hypoxylaceae
Exons: 2
Coding region: 165-800 (211 amino acids)
Biological process (GO): positive regulation of transcription from RNA polymerase II promoter by galactose
Cellular component (GO): nucleus
Molecular function (GO): DNA-binding transcription factor activity, RNA polymerase II-specific; RNA polymerase II cis-regulatory region sequence-specific DNA binding; zinc ion binding
Source: RefSeq, a predicted model, not a curated record